Salvelinus sp. IW2-2015 is the source of this 3126-nucleotide messenger RNA. The record is from RefSeq and is a predicted model, not a curated record. NCBI's taxonomy places the organism in Eukaryota, Metazoa, Chordata, Actinopteri, Salmoniformes, Salmonidae.
GCUGAGUGGUGUUCGGGCCUCACCCCCAGCUCUGUCAUGCAGGACGGCGACUACAGGGCCUCAGUCUACCCGGUCAGGUACACCCUGCGGUUCCUUCGGGGACGGUCCCAGAGGAGUCAGUCUAUAGACCACCCUGACUACCCCCACCAUCUACACAGUCAGUCUAUGGACCACCCUGCCUACCUCCAAGACAUACAGAGGUCAAUCGAUACCACCCUGCCUACCUCCACCUACACAGGUCAGUCUAUAGACUACCCUGCCUACACCAACUACACAGGUCAGUCUAUAGACUACCCUGCCUACACCAACUACACAGGUCCGUCUAUAGACUACCCUGUCUACCUCCACCACAUACACAGGAUGGAGGAGUCUUUGUGUCUUUCUGCACUACGGUCUCAGUUCUACUCUGUACCAGCAGGCGGAGCCUUCUCUACCCUCCACCCCUCUGCCCUCCACAUGCACCUGCCUGGGGCACGCUACCCUGGGGAGUUCAGCCACACACACAGUGCACUGGCUGAGAGAAUACAGAUGAGGAAGAGCUUCGCCAACGAGAAGAGGGAGCGAGAGCGUGAACGAGAGAAACAGAGGGAGCAUGAGCUUGAACGGGAGAGAGAGAGGGAGCGGGAGAGAGAGAGGGAGAGACAGAUGGUGAGAGUGGUGAAGAGCCAGUACCUUGCUGGGCUGAAGGCUCUCACGGCUCUGCCGGAGGACAGGGUCAGACCUGGGGAGAGGCUGACACCUAACAGACUGGGUAAGCCCACCCUCCCUGCCCUCCCAUUACCUAAACCUCUACAGCCAGGCCUCCAGUCAGCCCCUCACCUCAUGCCCAGCCUGGUGCCCUCUCAGAUGGGGAACACACACACUGCCUCAGCCUCUUCCGGGGGGCUCCAUGGAACACUGGUCUCUGCCAUGAUGCUCCAACAGGCCAAUGGGGAGGAGCGCAUGUUGGCACGUCAACGCCGGCAGGGGCAGGAGAGGGAGGUGUGGCCACCUGGGGAAGGGGUGGAGCCUAGGAGAGACAGCUACAGAUCCAACGCCAGCCAACGUGACACAGGCAACAGAGAAUCUCAACCUCACCUAGGAGCCCCACCUCCACUCAUCUCACCCAAACCUCACCUCCUCCCCCACCCCCCUGCCCCUUCCACCACCCUCUGGAACCCUGCCUCCCUCACUGAGACGCCCCCAGACCCACGUUUCAGGUUCGACUCCCCUGUUCCUCCAUCUCGUUCCCCUCCUGACCUGACCAGAGCCGAGCGGUCCCCCAGCUGGGAGAGGGGGGAGGAUGGGUGCAGGAAGAGGGGGAAGGACGCAGAGAGGUUCUCGUCUGUCAGGGGACCCAUUCUGCAGGAGCCUGGCCUCUGGGGCUGGGCUGAGCUUGAAAGAUCCACUCACAGUCUCCACCACCACCACCAUAACCACCACCAUAACCACCUCCACCAGAGUGGUUCGCUGUCCGUUUCCUCCCCCAGCCCCAGCUCCAACCUGGGGGUCCAGCACCACGCCAGCUCCCCAUCUCCCUCCAUGGACCUCCAGAGGUCUGAACGGCCAGGCGAGGAGCCUCAGAACCCAGUGGUGUACGAUGAGAUCCUCCAGCAGCACCGCAGGUUGGUCAGCAAGCUGGACCUGGAGGAGAGCAGGAGGAGAGAGGCCAGGGAAGGAGGGUAUGACUAUGAUCUAGAUGAGUGGUAUGAUGACAGUGAUGAGGAGGAAGUGAGGGCCCACCUCAGAAGGGUAGCAGAGCAGCCCCCGUUAAAACUGGACACAUCCUCAGAGAAGAUGUGUUUCCUGCGUGUGUGUGGCCUGACCACGCUGGCCCAUCGUGACCAGCUGCUUCAUCAGAAGAGGAGGAAGAGGAGGAGGAUGUUGAGAGAGCGCAGCAUCUCCCCUCCAGCAGUACGAGGCAAGAGGAAGACCUCUCCGCCUCCUGUGGCACCCGCUCCCCCCCUCAGCACCACUCUCACCCCAGAGGAGAUGAACUGCUCCCCUCACCUGGAGGACAAGAAACACUUUCUCAACAUGUUCAGCCUGUCCCAUGUGACCAACCAGCAGAGGAGAGAUAAGGAGAAGAUGGAAGGGUUGUUGAAGGCUAUAAAGCUGAAGAGUGUGACGUUGGACACCAUCAGAUACAACCCAUUACCCCUCUGUAGAAGCCCCCCUGUUUCCCCAACUGGCGAAUCAAACGGACUCCACUACCCAGACUCCCCAAGCCCCUCGCCCUCCUACCCCCACCACCCCAACAACCUCCACACAGACCCACUAAAACCAUCCACCCCUCCACCCAGCCAACCGCCUCCCCUGGCCCCCGACCCCAACACGAAAGGACUGGGUGGAGGUCACCCAGCUAAGAGGCUCCAGUGCCUCCAGAAUGGAGCAGGCCACCCUGGCCAUCAUCCUCAACAGAAGGUUCCCCUGGCUGUGCAGAACGGGCAGAACAAACCCUGGGAAAGAUUCAUCCCGAAGGACUUCCACCAGUCUGUGUUGCAGUCUACCCACAAGACACUGAGUGGCUCCACCUGCGUUCCAGAGUCCAGUAUAAAGUCUGAGCCCUCAGUGCCCUACAACAUCCCCCCACUGAAGAGACCAGCCCUCCUCAACACAUCCCUACACCCCACCAACGGGCAUCACCCUUACCCCUCUCCACCCCACCAUGUACCCCUUGGCGUACGUGAUGAGCUGUCAGAGGAAGAGGAUGAGGAGGAGGAGGGAGAAGCCCCUAGGAAGUGGAGGGGCAUAGAGUCAGUCUUUGAGGCGUAUCAGGAGUAUGUGGAUGAGCGGGGUAUGGAGAGACAGGUUCUUCACAGUCAGUGCCGGAGGCUGGAGACUCAGAACUACACUCUCAGUCUGACAGCUGAACAACUCUCACACAGCAUGGCGGAGCUGGUGAGUCAGAGACAGAGGGUGAGAGAUGAGAGAGAGAGGCUGCAGGCUCAGCUGGAACACUUCAGGAAGUGUCUGACCAUUCCCAACGUGCACUGGGGCAAGGGGCAGGUCAAAGGUCGCCCCUCCCCGGUGACCCCCUGUCCUGCUGCAGACCGACAGACAGACAGACAGACAGACCAACGACCGAUGACCGAUGGAGAGAGAGAGGACACUGAAUUGGUUCCCAGGUUUGGAAGCAACCAAUAG